Schistosoma spindalis is the source of this 2704-nucleotide messenger RNA. The record is from the annotation of a GenBank genome assembly. NCBI's taxonomy places the organism in Eukaryota, Metazoa, Platyhelminthes, Trematoda, Strigeidida, Schistosomatidae.
GAUUAAAAAUAGUCUAGCGCCAGGUUACGGAUAGACGUGAAGUCAUGUUGGUCUUAAGAUUCAUUCUUUUGUACUUGCCUUUCUGUCUAUGGAUAUGUAAGGCUGAGGAUGCUGCUACAGCACCUGAAGUCGAAAACAAGAGACCGUCAUUCAAGAACCCAAAUAUCCCUAAAAAUGCCUACCUUGCACUGUUCUUCAACUCACCAUCAGAUAUUACUGAAAAACUUGUAGUCUCCCAGGCACGCAAAGAUGGUAUAGAUGACUCAAUCGCCAAGUAUGAUGGUGUUUGGUCUGUUGAAGUGCCAUAUACUAGUGCAAUAGAAAAUGAUCAUGCACUGGUACUCAAAUCCAAGGCCAAACAUCAUGCUGUUUCGACAAAACUGUUCAAACCAUUAAAGUUUGAUACCAACGAGCUUGUUAUCCAGUAUGAUGUCAAGUUCCAAGAUGGGAUCGAUUGUGGUGGCGCCUACAUAAAGUUGUUGAGUGCUUCACCGAAUUUGGACCUGAAACAAUUUAAUGAUAAAACUCCGUAUACAAUUAUGUUUGGUCCUGACAAAUGUGGACUAGAGAACAAAUUCCACUUUAUUUUCCGUCACAAAAAUCCCAAAACUGGUGUGUAUGAGGAAAAGCACGCUAAAAAGGUUGUUCCAGAACUGGAGUCAUACUUUUCAGACAAGAAGACACACCUUUACACAUUAGUUUUACGUUCGGAUAACUCAUUUGAGCGGUACAUCGACCAGAUUAAGGUUCAAAGUGGCAGCCUACUUGAAGAUUUUGAUCCUCCAGUUAAUCCUCCCAAAGAAAUUGAUGAUCCUGACGAUAAAAAACCAAGUGAUUGGGAUGAAAGAGAAAAGAUUGUCGAUACAAAUGCCAAGAAGCCGGAUGACUGGGAUGAAGAUGCUCCUGCAACUAUCGAAGAUGAAAGUGCUGUGAAACCAUCCGGAUGGCUUGAUGAUGAACCAGAGAUGAUUUCAGACCCUGCUGCAGUACCUCCAAAAGACUGGGAUCGUGAAAUGGAUGGUGAGUGGGUUGCACCACAAAUAAACAAUCCUAAAUGUGCUAGUGCACCUGGGUGCGGUAAAUGGCAUCGACCAGUUAUACCAAAUCCAAAAUACAAGGGCAAAUGGUCUGCUCCAAUGAUUCCUAAUCCAAAUUAUAAGGGUAUUUGGACACCAAGGAAAAUUCCAAACCCUCAUUAUUUUGAAGAAAAGAAUCCUUUCAAGAGCUUAGCUGAAGUGGUGAUGUGGAAUCGAUUUUUUUCAUUCUUGAUGUGUUACACCUUCCCGUAGUAAAUGUGUUGAAAACCUGAUACCUACAUAACGUUCAUAUUUUAUUAUCGAAUUUUUGUUGCUUAGUUGUACAGUCAGUUUGAUAUGUCUCUAUGAAUGAUGCCCUUGUUCCCAUCGUUACUUUUUAUGGUCUUGUUUGUGAUUUUGGUGACCAUAUUGUUCCAUAUUAUCGAGUAGUAUUUUGCCGGAUGUAUUUUUGAAAUUGCAAUGGAGUCGGUCAUGUGAAAUCAACAACUUGUAUCUCUCGCAUCCCACUUUUCCAGACUUUGUUGGCAAUGCGAUUCUCACAGUUUCCUUGUGACCAUUUUUUAGCAACGCUAUAGCUUGUAAAGUAUUGUUGCUAAGUUUGUUGUAUGUAUGUUCGUAUUUGACUAUUUUGAAUGCUAAGUUAACAAAUAAUCUACGUUUAUCGUAGUCCAGAACUUUAUUUAUAUUCAUAAUUCAAUUACCUUAACUUUAUUCCUAGAACGCAAUAGGUCUAGAAUUAUGGUCCAUGACUGACGGCAUUACUUUUGACAACUUCCUGAUUGUUGAUUCAAAGCGCGCGGCUGAUGAAUUUGCUCAAGAAACAUGGGCAAUUAAAAAGGAAGCUGAAAGAAUAGCCGAUCCGAAAGCACAAAGCGUUGUGGAUGCUAUACGAGAAACCUAUAAUGAGAAACCUUGGCUUAUAUUUGUAGUUGGCCUUGUUUGUACAUUACCCAUUCUUUUAUGCUGUAUCUAUAUGUGCCGGUCACCAUCCAAACAACAUGAUAUUGGUAUGCGCAAGAAGACGGAUACAUCCACGCCGGACGACUCUCAUGUACAUGUUGGUGAAAGAAAUGCAGAAACCGAAGAAUUAGAAGAAUCUGGCGAAGAAGAUAUUGUCCAAAUUUCUAAAGGCUCCGGUGAUGAAUCAACCGCAAAUAAAACAGGGAGUAGCAGAGAUAACUCCGGAGAGGAAACUCCUGAUGAAUCUGGAGAAACCGAGAAAGCUUCGGCUGCAAAACAGUCUAUUAGAAAACGACGUUCACGAAAGGAAUAAACUUACUCCCUUGGAUUUCAUUCCUGAAACAUGUGUUCGUAUAGCUUAUUUAAUCCUAAACCUUACAAGCAUGUUUUCUUUGGAUUGGUGAGACAUAAUCGUAAUUAUCAUCUCUCCCGUUAUGUUAUUUGUUACUGUAGUUUUGUGUCUUUUGUGAAAACAGUUUAUGUCUGUUUAUCUACGUAUCAUUCACUCUUCGAUAUAUGUAGAUGUUGAAUUGGCAUUACAUUUUGUUUCCAUUUUAUAGUUUUGAAAAUUUUGUUUCUUAUUGUCAUCUCGUUUCAACCCAGUGUUUCUUGCUUACGAAUAUGUUUUAAUUCAUUUUCAUUUGAAGUUGACGUUUGUGUUUUACGAUCAAUAAUUUUCAUUUUGUGAAUAAAAUCAUUCUCUACGU